AUGGAUACUUUGCAUCUGCUGCACAUUUUGAGUAAAAGAGUUCACGAUAUUGGGCAUGGAGUUAUGCUUUGCAAACAAGAUGACAUCGAGUCCAGGACUCUGGUCUGCUUCUUGGACAGGAGAGGCAUUUUUCAUCAUGGCUUUGGCUACAAGAGCAGUGGAACCAUUCGAGUGGUCUGUUGGGAGGAAGAAAUGAAAAAGCUCCGCUCCGUUGCCGAGGGAUCAUUUUUGAUUGCUUUCACGGGGAUAAGAACAUGGAAGCAGUUUGACGCUGAGAAUUUUCAAAGCGGGGACUUCCUCUUCAAAGAUUGGUUUGACGACGAGAAAAAGCGAGCCGUUGAGGAAGAGUUGCGAUGGGUCAUCAAGAAAGAGGAAAUGAUUUGUGAUGCCGUGGAUCGCUUAGCUCGGCUUAACAGCGAGGAAAUGGAAAAGGCCUUGGAAGCUAUCAAGGAAAUCCGACCGAACUCAUGA
Molecule: messenger RNA, 471 nt
Organism: Pocillopora meandrina
Lineage: Eukaryota; Metazoa; Cnidaria; Anthozoa; Scleractinia; Pocilloporidae
Source: the annotation of a GenBank genome assembly